This is a messenger RNA of Tetrahymena thermophila SB210, 2193 nucleotides long. RefSeq names its product transmembrane protein, putative. Lineage: Eukaryota; Ciliophora; Oligohymenophorea; Hymenostomatida; Tetrahymenidae. The transcript is spliced from 4 exons. The record is from RefSeq and is a predicted model, not a curated record.
AUGUUUUCUAUUGGAAUGGCUGUUUAAAUGAAAGUAUAUGGCACAAAUCUUGGUAUUGAUGACUAAGGCUUCCUUUUCUUUUAUGGGUGUGUUAUAUACACUCUCUAAAUAACUCUCUCUUACCUAAAUGCUAGUCUUAAACUAAAUUUUGCACAAGUUCUUAUUUCGUUUGGUUUGUGCUUUUGGGUGCUAUGGUCUCCUAAUUUUUAUUUUCUUAAAUAUUAAUUUGGCGCUUCUUAGCUAUUUGUCUUAUUUAUGCAAUAUACAACAUAAAAGAACUAAAGGGAGAAUUUCUUGCUCAGAGAUAGUGAAAGAGAGUGGUCUAAGAUAGUCAAAAAAGUAGUGAAUUCUAGCAUAAUAACAGUAAAAUAUGACUAAAAAAACAACUAGCUCAAGCUAGAUAUGAUAAAUGACCAAACAAAAAAGAUUCUCAAUUUGAGUAAUUCUGAAGAUUUUAAAUCGUUUUCUAGAAAAACUAUAGUAUUUGAUAGAUUUUAGGAUUACUAGGAGGAUGAUCCAAAUUCAAGUUUUGAAGAAAGAAAUAAAGCUUUUUCAUUAUUAGAAAUAAAUAAAUAAACCUAAAAGAAUACUCUUGAAAACAGAAUUAUCAGCACUAUUAAACAAUAUAUUUCUUAUAAAAUAAAUAAUAAUGAUUAAGAGUAAAAUCAAGUAGAAUAUUCUCCUGAGAUAAUUAAAAAGCCAACAAGAAUGUCAGUUUUUACUCCUACCUCAUAAUUUAAUCCAGAGAAAAAGGUUGCUGAUUUAUUCUAUGCUGUCUACAAAACAGAUGACAAUUAAGAAGAAAAAAGAAUUUCGAUUAAAGCAACUGCCUAUCAGAACCAAACCGAAUAUCACUGCUGUCUAGUUAUAAAUGAAGAAACUAAUAGACUUAAAACCUAAUGUUUAGAAAAAAUAAACUAAAGUUUAUAAAGCUCUUUAUUUGAAUUCUGCAUAUAUACUGGAGAUAAGCUUCAAAAUAUAAUGAAAAAUAUUUCAAAAGAGAGUAUAAUUAGGGCAAAUAUAUCUCAAUGCUUUAACUUUCUAUAUAAUUAUAAAGAUCACGCAAAUACGAUAAAAAAUUAGUUUAAAAUGAAAUUUGAUAAUUUUAAUAUAUCUUAGCAAUCACUUGAAUAAAUUGAAAAUUAAAUAUACUUAAGAUAUUUAAACAAGAUUGAUGAAAUUUAAUUAAAAUUUUAGCUCAUAAAUUGCAAUCACGAUACACAAAUUACAACUUACACAGAUUAAUUCUUGUAAUGCCUGAUGAAUUUAAUAGAAAACUCAAUUAAAUUUCAAUAAAAUAAUAUAAAAUGCAGUAGCUAUAACUAGAAUAGUUGUAGAACACAAAUUUCUUUAAACGAAAUUAACUCUAAUAGACACCUUAAAUCUAGAAAAUAUAGUCCUAGCUUUAGUCCUAGGUUCCUAAAAUAAAUUAAUUUUUAAGAAGAAGAAAAGUAAGAACAGGCAAAUUUAAAUAUUAAUGAACUACUUAGUUAAAAUUCUAAUUCAAAAGGAAACGAAAUUAUAAUUUCAUUAGAAUUAAUAGAAGGAGAUAAUGAAAAAUCAAAUAUAUUUAAAGUUACUGUUUAAGAUAGUGGAAAAGGAAUGUCAAUAAAUAAAAUACAGUAAACUCUAGAAAUUAUUGGAACAAAGAGUCCUGCCUUUAACUUUAACUAUUAAAGCUAUAAAUAAAUUGGAUGGAAAGUAAAUCAUUAAAUCAUUGGAAAAUUGGGCCCAUUCUAUAACUUUUUUGUUUUGAGUGAAAUAAAUAAAGGAUUAGUCUUUCAUUUUUACAUAUUUUAAGAUGUUGAUAUUCUAUUAAAUAAAGACUUUAAAUAACUUAAGCUUUUCUAAAAUUAGCUUUUUUAAAAGUAUUUAGAAGAAUCGAAAAAGACAUAUUAUCAUAUUGAUAAUAUUUAGGAGUUACGACAAUCUAUUUCUAAUUAAAACUUUUCACCUAUUAAUAGAUUGAGCAGUGUCACAAAUUAAUAUCAAAAUAGACCUUCUUUAUUCUCGUAAUUUCCAGGGAAUAUAGACCAACAAUUAAAUGAUACAAUUUCUAUUUCGUCAGAAAAAAUGUAAAAAACACUAAAUUCACCUAAAAAUUUAGAUUAUUAAAUGUCGAAAAUAUACACAAUUGAUAAAAUACCUACAUUAAAAAAUAAAUAUGUUAUAAGGGAUCAAAAUUGUAUUUGA